Chanos chanos (milkfish) is the source of this 600-nucleotide messenger RNA. It is a transcript of the gene bida, whose product is annotated as BH3 interacting domain death agonist. Gene Ontology annotation, biological process: positive regulation of extrinsic apoptotic signaling pathway; positive regulation of intrinsic apoptotic signaling pathway; apoptotic mitochondrial changes. NCBI's taxonomy places the organism in Eukaryota, Metazoa, Chordata, Actinopteri, Gonorynchiformes, Chanidae. The record is from RefSeq and is a predicted model, not a curated record. The coding region runs from base 20 to 586 and encodes 188 amino acids. The transcript is spliced from 3 exons. Gene Ontology annotation, cellular component: mitochondrion; cytosol; cytoplasm.
AAAAUCCAGCCAAAUAGCUAUGGAAGCCUCCGGGAACGCGGCUAGCCGCCAGAAAAAUUCCCUUAUUCUACUGAGCUUCUUUGAGCAACAGGGCAACCAAAACGACAAACUCAAGGACGAACUGCGUCAACUUAAUAAUGAACUAAAACCAUUCCGGGAUAUCAAUGACUAUGACAGUGAUAUCCAGACAGAUGGACAUCCGUGUAGUACUAGUAAUCGACUUUAUACGGGGGAGCUGGAGCAUCACAUUGAAUUCCGAGGGAAUGAUCAUGAAAAUGAACAAGUGAGGCAAAUAGCCGCUGAAUUAAUUGACAUUGCUGAUCGGUUUGAUAACCUUGUUCUCACGCGGUCUGCAGAAAAUCUGAAUAGGAGACUACAGUCCCAUGGCGGGAAGGAAUGGGGAGCUUACCUAUCUGAAGAGGUUAAGAGGUUACUGCACGGUAUGCCCGAUUUUCAUCAAUACAGCCAGGACUUUGUUCUCAUGGCCCUGACGUUCACGCUGGUCAAGAAAGUGUGUGAACACACCCCCUCUCUGCUGCAAAGGCUCUUCAGUACAGCUGUGGACUUUGUCACGACCCACUCAUAAAAGCCACUAGUACC